AUGUACACUGAUUUCAUACACGAGUAUGAGAAUCUAGGCCACAUGACUCGAUUGGAUCCUAGUAAUAACUAUGGAACGCCACACUGUUUCUUGCCGCACCAUGGCGUAUUUCGAGCCCACAGCACCACGACCAAAUUACGUGUAGUUUUUGACGCGAGUUUCCCCUCGUCCACGUCUAUAUCGUUUAACAAUCUCCAGCGUAUAGGACCCCCCAUACAAGGCGAUAUACCCAGACUUGAAUUAAGCGGGGCUGUAUUAAGUGCACGAUUAUUCAAGAAAAUAAGCGACUCACUCCGAUGUAAAUUUAACAAGGUGGUAUUUUGGACGGAUUCAACCAUAGUUUUAGGAUGGCUGCAAAUGGCUCCUAAUUUAUUAAAAACCUUUGUUCAAAAUAGAGUAGUCGAAAUUCUCGAGCUAACGGGUGAACUCCCAUGGCGGCAUGUAAGUGGUAAAGAUAACCCAGCUGAUAUGGCUUCACGCGGCGUUCUUUUAAACGAUCUCGCCACUUCUAAGUUGUGGUGGAAUGGACCCCAAUUUCUCCAUGAUCCUAUCUUUAAUGAUACUAUUAUUAGCUCUGAAACAAAAAACAUUUUAACCUGCGAAGAGCUGCCUGAGGUUAAAUCGAGUUCGAAAUUGAAUUUAUUUAUUGAUGAAAAGUGUGAUUUAAUUCGUGUAGGGGGCCGUAUUGCAAAUUCAACCGAAUUCGAGUAUAAUAAGAUGCAUCCGAUAUUGCUUUCCGAUCCCCGAGAUUUCCUACCACUUACUCCUGCUUACUUCUUAGUUGGAAGAUCGUUGACGGCGCCAGUUUAUGAAGACAUGCGACACAAUACUGGUACCAGCCUCAGUCGCUACAAACGAUUGGAACAAAUAAGACACCACUUCUGGGAGAGAUGGUCUAAGGAGUAUAUCUCUGAACUUCAAACGAGAUGCAAAUGGAUGAGCGGCGUUGAUACUCUGCAGCCAGGCAUGAUGGUCAUCAUCAAGGACGACAAUUUACCUCCUCUUAGAUGGCAACUUGGACGCAUCACUAACGCUGUUCCAGGCAAGGAUGGCAUAUCACGGGUUGCAGACAUACGCACGGCAACGGGAGUUGUGAGACGGUCAUUCGCAAAAAUAUGCCCAUUAUUCUUCGAAGAUGAAACAACGAAGACAAUGAAGAUAACUUAG
Pararge aegeria (speckled wood butterfly) is the source of this 1167-nucleotide messenger RNA. RefSeq lists its product as uncharacterized. NCBI's taxonomy places the organism in Eukaryota, Metazoa, Arthropoda, Insecta, Lepidoptera, Nymphalidae. The transcript is spliced from 4 exons. The record is from RefSeq and is a predicted model, not a curated record. Bases 1 to 1167 code for a protein of 388 amino acids.